AUUGUUUAAAUUUAUACAAAAAUUGAUGAAUGUAGUGAAUGAGUUAAUUGUCUUGCGCAGUCAGUAUGUACAUCUCGUAUGUGUGAAAAUGGCGCUUUCUUGUGCAAUUUCCAAUGAAGUGCCGGAGCACCCCGUCAUAUCACCUGUGUCGGGCUCCAUAUUCGAAAGGCGUUUAAUCGAGAAGUACGUGAAUGAAAAUGGAGUGGAUCCUAUAACAGGGAAAGAAUUGACCAUUGAACAGCUUAUCGAUGUCAAAACUACUCCGAUAGUUAAGCCUAAACCACCAAGUGCCACAUCCAUCCCAGCUAUAUUAAAAAUUCUGCAAGAUGAGUGGGACGCUGUGAUGUUGCAUUCUUUUACGCUUAGACAGCAACUUCAGACAGCUAGACAAGAAUUAUCUCAUGCCCUGUAUCAGCACGAUGCAGCUUGCCGUGUUAUUGCUAGAUUAACGAAAGAAGUCACUGCAGCAAGAGAAGCUUUGGCUACUCUGAAACCACAAGCUGGAAUUGUGCAAGCUACCACCAUUCCACAACCUGCGGUUGCAGUUGAAGCUGGUGGUACUGCAGCCCAGCCCAUGGAACAAGCCGGUAUUACCGAGGAUGUAAUACAAAAACUUCAAGAAAGGGCUACAGUACUUACACAGGAAAGGAAACGCCGCGGCCGUUCAGUCCCUGAAGAUUUGAUGCCGCAAGAUAGUAUCCGCGCUUUUCAGACACUCGCGUCACAUCCUGGUCUUCACUCUGCCAGUGUACCUGGCAUAUUAGCAUUAGAUAUUCAUAGUGCGGAUACUAGCAAGAUUUUAACUGGUGGUGCUGAUAAGAAUGCUACAGUAUUUAACAAAGACACGGAGCAAGUAGUUGCUAUAUUAAAAGGACAUACCAAGAAGGUUACAAGAGUAAUUUAUCACCCUGAAGAAGAUAUAGUAAUGACUGCAUCGCCUGACACUACAAUACGAGUAUGGAAUGUAGGCACUAGUCAAACGACAUUGUUGUUGAAGGCUCACGACGCUCCCGUAACUGGUCUCUCUUUACAUCCAACUGGCGAUUACUUGUUGAGUUCGUCGCUCGACCAACAUUGGGCAUUCUCAGAUAUUCGUACUGGUAGAUUACUGACUAAGGUCGCCGGUCAAGUUAGUCAACCUUUGACUACGGCUCAGUUCCAUCCCGACGGAUUGAUUUUCGGUACCGGUACUGCGGACUCCCAGGUGAAGAUUUGGGAUUUGAAAGAACAAUCAAACGUAGCUAAUUUCCCCGGCCACUCGGGACCAAUUACAGCAAUUAGUUUCUCCGAAAACGGUUACUACUUAGCCACCGCUGCCGAGGACUCCUGUGUGAAAUUGUGGGAUUUACGCAAGUUGAAGAACUUUAAGACACUUCAAUUAGAAGAAUCGUACGAGGUCAAAGAUAUUUGCUUCGAUCAAAGCGGCACAUAUUUAGCAGUUGCCGGAACAGACGUGAGAGUGUACUUGUGCAAGCAAUGGCAAGAACUGAAAGUGCUCAACGAUCACACAGCAGCCGCGACCGGUGUCCGUUUUGGAAAGCAUGCACAGUACAUAGCAUCAACUAGUAUGGACAGGACAUUAAAACUUUAUGGACUACCUUAAAUACAUAGUUAUAAGAUCAUCUUAAUUUAAGCACAAUUUAAAUUAGAGCCGGUAGCAUAAGCUUAUUACGAUGAAAAGUGGCGAGUCUUUCUAAUAUUUGUAUUAUUUGAUUCAUACAUAGUAGUUCCACUUUCAAACACGUUAAAUGAAUUUACAGUAAAAUAGAUAAGUCUUACAUUUGUUCUGAAUGUUACUUGAAACUAGUUUUAAAGUCUUGCUUCCGUUCUAGUAUCAACACGAAGACAAUGUUUUAUACACUUUUUAAAAUCGUUCUAAAGGCAAAUCACAUUUAUACCGUUUAUAGAAAAUGUAAAGGACCGAGACGUAUGAAUGUUGUUAACUGUUAAUGAAUUCGUUUCGAAUAUCUUGUAAGACAAAGUACAAAUGUCGAAUAGCAGUGCGUGGUAUUAUAAAACCGAUAUUGUAUAGGUAAUUAUUUUUAUGAAGAUAUGUGUAUGACACAGUUUCUUGACUGACGUUUACCUCCACUCAGGAUACUUUUUAAAAGAACUGAAAUACAAUUCGUUCGGAAUAGAAAA
This is a messenger RNA of Megalopta genalis, 2142 nucleotides long. It is a transcript of the gene Prp19, whose product is annotated as pre-mRNA processing factor 19. Gene Ontology annotation, biological process: mRNA splicing, via spliceosome; DNA repair; protein ubiquitination. Gene Ontology annotation, molecular function: ubiquitin protein ligase activity; protein binding. Gene Ontology annotation, cellular component: Prp19 complex; cytoplasm; U2-type catalytic step 1 spliceosome. NCBI's taxonomy places the organism in Eukaryota, Metazoa, Arthropoda, Insecta, Hymenoptera, Halictidae. The record is from RefSeq and is a predicted model, not a curated record.